This is a messenger RNA of Mesorhabditis belari, 339 nucleotides long. Lineage: Eukaryota; Metazoa; Nematoda; Chromadorea; Rhabditida; Rhabditidae. The record is from the annotation of a GenBank genome assembly.
AUGGCAAUCAACUUCUUUUUACUCUCCAUUUUUCUUGGUUAUCCAUUGUUUCGAAAAAAAUACCAGCUACUCAUCCUAUUAGCUGUCGGUGAUGGGAUCAAUGGCUUAGCGAUUAUUUUAACUGGUCUCAACCGUGUUUAUCUUUAUUCAACUGCUUUGGAGACAUUAACUCUUCCAGUCAGAACGCCGUGGGAAUGCGCGGUCGAAGUUUGGAUCAUCAUGAAGCUCGUCGGCGAUCUCCUUCUCCCAAUCACGACACUUUGCAUGGGAAUCGAGCGUCUCGUAGCGAUUCUCUUCCCCAUUUUCUUUCAUCAACGACUCGAUGGAAGACCGAUAAAG